This is a messenger RNA of Lactuca sativa (garden lettuce), 633 nucleotides long. The record is from RefSeq and is a predicted model, not a curated record. Lineage: Eukaryota; Viridiplantae; Streptophyta; Magnoliopsida; Asterales; Asteraceae.
AUGGAUUCCACAAUACAUAUGGAAUUUUUAAAAAGUUUUGACUCGGAUGACAACGUAGAAUUCGUCGAGACAUUCUUCAAUGUUGUGCAACACAUUCACGACGAAGAAAGUUCGAAUGCAGUGCGUACAAGGGCGGUCGUCAAUCGUGAUCGCCAAGCCGUACACGACUUAUUGAGGAAGAAUGAGUUUAGUAGUAUACAAAAAUGUGCGACUGCUCUUAGGUAUUUGGGAUACGGUAUAGCAUUUGAUGCAUCUGACGAAUACUUGAAAGUAUCCGAGAGGACCGCAGUUGAAUGUGUAGAUUGGUUUUCUGCAUGUGUUUAUAAGGUUUUUCACGAAGAAUAUUUGCGUAAACUUACUCAACGUGAUAUUGAGAGAUUAUAUUCGGCUCAUGAAGAGAGGCAGAGAUUUCCUGGUAUGCUUGGCAGUCUAGAUUGUACGCAUGUGGCUUGGGAAAAAUGUCCAACAACAUGGCGUGGUCAGUUCACUCGAGGAGAUAUAGGUGAACCAACUAUCAUACUAGAAGCUGUUGCAUCUCAAGAUUUGUGGAUAUGGCAUGCCUUUUUUGGAGUAGCGGGGUCUAACAACGACCUUAAUGUUCUUGGUCAGUCUCCACUUUUCAACGAUAUUUAG